AGGACGUGCGCGCCCCCGCCUCGACGUGAACGCGGUCUCCGUGCGCGCCCCCGACAGAAGCGAAUGCGGUAACCUCGGAAGGAAAAAAAAAAAACAAGCGAGCGGCGCCCGAGACGACGCAGGAAAGGGCCGCACUUUUUUUUUUUUUUUUUUUUUACCUCCACUUCGUUUGGAACGUCUCAAUUCGGAACGCACAUUUCACGGCCUGCUUGCUGGCUAUUUUUUGUUUGUUUUGGGAGGAGGCGGAGGAGGAGGAGGAGGGUUUGUUUGUUGCGGCGUGGACGUUCGCGGACAGAGACAAUAGGAUGCAGCGGAGACUCGGCUGUUGACCGGUGUGCAGGCUCUCCGCUUCUGUCGUCCCCGAGGGGCCCGAUACCCGCGGUCCCCCGCUUUACCCGAGCUCGCGUCUGGACUCCGCCGACUGCUGCUGUAGGAGUACCGGGGAUCACCCUCUCUGGCGUCGUUCGGAUCGGAUCCGCACGGCUCGUCUCCUGACUGAGGAGGGCACAGCAGUUGCACCGUCGACUAGGAAGUCUUCCCUCCUUGCCCCGCCCACGCCGUCCUGUCACCAUGGUGCUUUCACAAAGGCAACGAGAUGAAUUAAAUCGAGCCAUUGCUGAUUAUCUGCGUUCCAAUGGAUAUGAAGGCGCAUAUUCAACUUUCAAGAAGGAGGCGGAGUUAGACAUGAAUGAAGAAUUGGACAAGAAGUACGCCGGUCUUUUGGAAAAAAAAUGGACUUCGGUUAUCAGAUUACAAAAGAAGGUCAUGGAACUUGAGUCUAAACUGAACGAAGCAAAGGAAGAAAUCACUCUGGGUGGACCGGUUAGUCAAAAACGGGACCCCAAAGAGUGGGUCCCGCGCCCGCCGGAAAGGUAUGCGCUGAGCGGUCAUCGGAGUCCUGUCACCAGAGUCAUCUUCCACCCGGUCUUCAGUGUGAUGGUCUCCGCUUCGGAGGAUGCUACAAUAAAGGUGUGGGACUACGAGACCGGAGACUUUGAGCGCACACUGAAGGGCCACACAGAUUCUGUGCAGGACAUCUCUUUUGACCAGACCGGAAAACUGCUCGCAUCCUGUUCUGCGGACAUGACCAUCAAGCUGUGGGAUUUCCAAGGCUUUGAGUGCAUCAGGACUAUGCAUGGACAUGACCACAACGUAUCAUCCGUAGCAAUUAUGCCCAAUGGAGAUCACAUCAUUUCUGCCUCAAGGGACAAAACUAUGAAGAUGUGGGAGGUGGCAACUGGUUACUGUGUGAAGACUUUCACGGGCCACAGGGAAUGGGUCCGCAUGGUGCGACCCAACCAGGACGGUACUUUGGUGGCCAGCUGCUCCAAUGAUCAGACGGUCCGCGUGUGGGUCGUGGCCAACAAGGAGUGCAAAGCUGAACUGCGGGAGCACGAGCAUGUGGUGGAGUGCAUCUCCUGGGCUCCAGAGAGCGCUUACCCCACCAUACUCGAUGCCACCGGUUCUGAGAGCAAGAAGAGCGGUAAGCCGGGCCCUUUCCUGCUGUCCGGCUCAAGAGACAAAACCAUCAAGUUGUGGGAUGUUAGCAUAGGCAUGUGCCUUAUGACACUGGUCGGCCAUGACAACUGGGUCCGUGGCCUCCUUUUCCACCCGGGAGGCAAAUUUAUUGUGACCUGCGCGGAUGACAAAACCUUAAGGAUCUGGGACUACAAGAACAAGCGCUGCAUGAAAACCCUGAGUGCCCAUGAACACUUUGUUACCUCUUUGGAUUUCCACAAAGCUGCUCCUUACGUGGUCACCGGGAGCGUAGACCAGACGGUAAAAGUGUGGGAGUGCCGCUGAACAGGACCUUCUCAGAUGGGACCAGCACCCCGCCGACCCAGACGGUCUUCUAGAUCCCGUUGUCCCCCCUCCCCUCCCCUCGUCCGCUCCACCUUAGCUAAACGUCACCCGCGCAUCUUCAUCUUCCUCGGGCUGCUCCCGCCGCCACCACGGUUACUUACCCGUCGCGCUCUCCGGUCUUUAUAACCUCUGCCCCUCAAUGUAAAUUAUUCCUGGAUGUAGAUCAAGCUAUUAAAUGUUACACAAAAAAAAGUAUUCUUGCAUGGUAAUCAAAACUUGUAUACUGUAAAUUUGCAUAACGUCUAGAAGUACCAUAGGUUUAACACAGGGCUGGCCUUACUGACCAACUGAAGGCAGAUGUUUUUGAUGUAGGGCGCUAAAAAAAAAAAUAAUUUAAGAAAUGAGUGUCUUUAUGUGUAAAAUUAUUUUGUUCUUCUUUUUUUUUUUUUUUUUUUUAAGAACUAUUUCUUCCUCUUUAUCUCCUUUGCUGUCUUAGUCUGAUCGUGCCUAGCUUGGUACAAAACCUUUUGAGCGAUCAGGCACAAAAAAAAACGUUAAGACUGUCGGCCUUUAUCAAAAUAAUCUGUAGCUUUAUACCAUCACUUCUCAAGUGUGCGUACCAUUUCUCUUCACGUGGAGCUUGCUCUUAUUUUAAUGGUUGUAUAUACCAAUGUUUCAAACUGUUGUCCUUGGACCUCGGGAGGGGGCGGGAGGAUAAACCGCAGCUUUGUACUCUUGUCACGGUGGCACACCAACAAAAUAUUCAGCUUUAGGUGAAACGUCCCGUUGCAAUUUGUGAAUCCCGGCGCCGAAGUUCCGCGGAGGCUGUUUGCGUGCGCGUCUGAGUGGGGAUCUGGGAUUACACCAUUUCUAAUCUUGGCCACUCGAGAAAGACCCCGGCUGCGUCGCCUUCGGGAGAUCGGUUCUUCUGACCUUCCCUUUGUCCUCAACUCCCACCCAAUUUAGCCAUGCUAGGGUAUUUGUAUCAUAUAGGAAGGAUGUAUAGACUAAAGAUACUUGGCUGUCUUUCGGCGCCUUUAAUGACUACGAACAUGAAGCUUCUUGUACAAAAAAAAGCGGAAAAGAAAAAGCAAAACAAGUCCACGUGCACGACUGGGUCUAAUACCCGGGACGCGCAAAGAUAACUUAAUUUCCGAGAGGUGAAAAAGAAGUUCAGGCCCCCCCCCC
Syngnathoides biaculeatus (alligator pipefish) is the source of this 2991-nucleotide messenger RNA. RefSeq names its product platelet-activating factor acetylhydrolase 1b, regulatory subunit 1a (gene pafah1b1a). The coding region runs from base 571 to 1803 and encodes 410 amino acids. The transcript has 11 exons. The record is from RefSeq and is a predicted model, not a curated record. Gene Ontology annotation, biological process: establishment of mitotic spindle orientation; germ cell development; vesicle transport along microtubule. Gene Ontology annotation, cellular component: nuclear envelope; cytoplasmic microtubule; kinetochore. Lineage: Eukaryota; Metazoa; Chordata; Actinopteri; Syngnathiformes; Syngnathidae. Gene Ontology annotation, molecular function: microtubule plus-end binding; dynein complex binding.